AUGAAUCUAACUGGCUAUUCCGACUCCGAAGACUCGGGCGACGACGCCCCUACAGUUACCCAGGCCACCGCGAGGCCCACACCGAAAGUCGCAUUCCAAAAAGUCGUCGACCGCUCGAAUCCAGGCAAGAUCAAGCUCAACUUACCAAGCGCAUCGCAAUCGCACACCGAAAAGGAUGAUAUCGAUUCAGAAGCUCGACCAGCGAAAAAAGCGCGCAUUGGCGGUAGCGCAUUCGGUGGUUUCAAUGCGAUGCUUCCUGCACCUAAGAAACCAAAAGUGGAAGCGAUGACCGCAGACGCACCUUCCGGGAAGAGAGGCUUGGGAAAGGGCUUGGGAGCUGGAGUCAACUUGAAGACAGGUUCAGAGCCAGCUUUCCAACGACAACGGACCCUCGCUCUGGACGAAUAUGACGAAAAUGGGAACCCGGUCAAGCAGGAGGCUCGCAAACAGGAAGACUUUCGCGCACUGCUGAACUUACCCACGCCAAAGGCCGAGACCAAGGCGGCAGAAACACCAGUUGCUACACCUACAGCAACACCUGCCCCAUCGGAGCCAGUUGCUCAAGAGCCCACACGGCCUAGGUUUAUGCCCAAGGGCAUGGGAUGGGGAAAGAAAAAGAAGCCUUCAGCCGCCAGACCAGCAGCAGCACCGACACAAUCUGACGUUGGGUCGAUGUCUCAGUCAUCAAUCAGCGCGCACAAAACUGAACAAAAACCUCCCCCGAAACCAAAAGUAUCACUCUUUGGAUCCGUAUCACAAGAGAUAGAUGCACCGGCGAAGCAGACUACCGGCGAAUACCAACCCCUAAUCUACGGCGCCAAGGAAGACGAAGAAACACCAAUGCCCGACUCAGUCUUCCAAUCCCAUCAACAGGCCAUCCCUAACGCGCCCCACCCUUCAAAUAACCUCACCAACAUUGCCUCGGAGCUGAACCUUACCGAAGCCGAGCGCCGCCAACUCUUUGGCAGGAAAGGACAAGGCCCAGAUCUCUCUGGCGCCAAGAUUGUGGACUUUAACACAGACCAGGAGUAUGCGCACAACGAGAAGCUGCGACAACAAGGCGAGACGAUUCAACACAACGCACUUAAAUCGAUCUCUGGCACUGGAAAGAACAGCUUGAGAAGCUUGAUCAAUGUCGCGAGUACACAGAAGGACGCCUUGGAGGAACAUUUCGCGAGCGGACGGAGGAAUAAGAAAGAGGCGGGUAAUAAGUAUGGAUGGUAG
Didymosphaeria variabile is the source of this 1224-nucleotide messenger RNA. RefSeq lists its product as uncharacterized. Gene Ontology annotation, cellular component: nucleus. The transcript has a single exon. NCBI's taxonomy places the organism in Eukaryota, Fungi, Ascomycota, Dothideomycetes, Pleosporales, Didymosphaeriaceae. The record is from RefSeq and is a predicted model, not a curated record. The coding region runs from base 1 to 1224 and encodes 407 amino acids.